CGCAUCGCAGGUCUCGAUUUUGUUUCAAAAAUGUCUGUCCACUCGCCCAAUCCUGGCCUGAUCCUGCAGAGCAAGCGCUUCAAUGGGCUGCGGAACAUCCUGGAGCGCGAGGGCCCCUUCUGCAAGGACGACUUCUCGGCCUCGCCGGACAACCUGGAGUUCCUGCAGACCAAGUGCCAGGUUCUGAUCAUCGGGGCCGGUGGCCUGGGCUGCGAGCUGCUCAAGGAUCUGGCUCUGAUGGGCUUCGGCAACCUGCACGUCAUCGACAUGGACACCAUCGAGCUGUCCAACCUGAAUCGCCAGUUCCUCUUUCGGCGCACCGACAUCGGCGCCUCGAAGGCGGAGUGCGCGGCGCGCUUCAUCAACGGCCGAGUGCCCACCUGCCGGGUGACGCCGCACUUCAAGAAGAUCCAGGACUUCGACGAGUCCUUCUACCAGCAGUUCCACCUGAUCGUCUGCGGCCUGGACUCGAUUGUGGCCCGGCGCUGGAUCAACGGCAUGCUGCUCUCCAUGCUGCGCUACGAGGAGGACGGCAGCAUAGACACCUCCUCCAUAGUGCCCAUGAUUGAUGGCGGCACCGAGGGCUUCAAGGGCAACGCCCGCGUCAUUCUGCCCGGCUUCUCGGCCUGCAUUGAGUGCACCCUGGACUUGUUCCCGCCGCAGGUCAACUAUCCCCUCUGCACCAUUGCAAAUACGCCCAGGCUGCCGGAGCACUGCAUUGAGUACGUGAAGAUCAUUCAGUGGGAGAAACAGAAUCCUUUCGGCGUGCCCCUGGAUGGCGACGACCCGCAGCACAUUGGCUGGGUCUACGAACGGGCUCUGGAGCGGGCCAACGAGUUCAACAUCACCGGAGUCACCUAUCGACUGGUCCAGGGCGUGGUCAAGCACAUAAUCCCCGCCGUGGCCAGUACGAAUGCCGCCAUAGCCGCCGCCUGCGCCCUGGAGAUCUUCAAGUUGGCCACCAGCUGCUACGACAGCAUGGCCAACUAUCUGAACUUCAACGAUCUCGAUGGAAUCUACACGUACACCUACGAGGCCGAGAAGUCGGAGAGCUGCCUGGCCUGCAGCAACACGCCGCAGUCGCUGCCCAUCGAGGAUCCCAACACCACCACGCUGGAGGAUGUAAUAAAGCUGCUGUGCGACUCGCCGCGCUUCCAGUUGAAGAACCCCGCUCUGACCACUGUGAUGAAGGACGGCAAGCGGCGGACUCUGUACAUGUCCACGGUGAAGAGCAUCGAGGAGGCCACGCGCAAGAAUCUGACGCAGUCGCUGGGCGAACUGGGCCUGCAGGAUGGCCAGCAGCUGACAGUUACCGACGUGACCUCGCCAACCGCCAUGACCCUGCAGCUGAAGUACCAGUCCAAUGAGGUGGAGAUGGUCUGAGUUGUAUCACAGUAGAUAACAAUUUUAAUCCUCACUAUACAAAUAUGUAAAUAAAACAAGUUACGCAUUCA
Drosophila takahashii is the source of this 1454-nucleotide messenger RNA. RefSeq names its product Ubiquitin-like activating enzyme 3 (gene Uba3). The record is from RefSeq and is a predicted model, not a curated record. Gene Ontology annotation, biological process: protein neddylation. Lineage: Eukaryota; Metazoa; Arthropoda; Insecta; Diptera; Drosophilidae. Gene Ontology annotation, molecular function: NEDD8 activating enzyme activity. Gene Ontology annotation, cellular component: nucleus; cytoplasm.